This is a messenger RNA of Opisthorchis viverrini, 330 nucleotides long. RefSeq lists its product as hypothetical. The record is from RefSeq and is a predicted model, not a curated record. The transcript has a single exon. NCBI's taxonomy places the organism in Eukaryota, Metazoa, Platyhelminthes, Trematoda, Opisthorchiida, Opisthorchiidae. The annotation marks the transcript as partial.
AUGGCUGGCACAACACUUUGGCGCAAAGUGAACGAUCCAAAACUCGCUCCCGGAUUCGCCCGUUUGCCAGACCAGCUUGAUGUGGAUAUCACCUUGAACUGUUCGGACUAUGACGCGUGGCCUUAUAGCAUGGGAGCAGGACGUCAAAGUUUUCGUGAUCUUCUGGAGGGAUUUACCGACCCGAAAGAUGGGGAUUCCAUCAUUUUGCCGUUGCCCUCCGGUAGUGCCAACGACGUCAAUGUGAACCAGACCAACACGACAGUGUCGGUUGCCCCACCGAUCUCCAGUGUACUCAACAUUCCAGUGCAUAUGCAUAAUUUGGUAGGUGAA